This is a messenger RNA of Coccidioides immitis RS, 3794 nucleotides long. RefSeq names its product spindle-pole body protein. The coding region runs from base 81 to 3794 and encodes 1237 amino acids. The record is from RefSeq and is a predicted model, not a curated record. Gene Ontology annotation, cellular component: microtubule organizing center. The transcript has 3 exons. Lineage: Eukaryota; Fungi; Ascomycota; Eurotiomycetes; Onygenales; Onygenaceae.
CGCGCCGGGCGUUCUUAUCACGGAGCUAUGAGUAUUUAAAUUGAAUCACGGCAUAUAUUUAUAUUUGACUCCUGCAGAAAAUGGCAUACAAUUAUAUUGAUACACCGCGAACCCAAGUCGGGAACGCGACAUACUUAAACACCGGCUUUCGAAGCACCACACGACACAAUCUUUCGGCUCUAGAUUCGCUCGAAAACUCCUUCCAUUCGCCUUCCGAAGAUAGAGAUCUGCUUAAAUCAGGCGAAAAUAAGCGAAGUCGUAAAAGCGAUGACUUCUCGCUACGAACUCCGCGAGCUGGGCCAGCUCCACGAUCCGCAAAAGGAGGCAUGCAAAGCCGGCGGAAUCUUCCCACCGCAGCGAUUCCUCGCGGCGAAUUCACGCCCCUCAUGAAGAGUGUUACGAAGAAUAAUUUUUUGCGGAAUACAGGGAAGGGCGGACCGGAGACACCGGCUUUUCUGCGGAAUGAUUAUAGGGAUCCGAAUACACCAGGGCUACCGAGGAUCGAGGCUAGCGAAAUCUAUGAAGAUCGCUCUAUGAACUCGAUCAACGAAAAUGAUGCCACACCCAUUCCUGAAGUAGCGAGUAGCAGCCCACAAAGUACGCCGCUGCCCGUGCUGCCUUCACGGAACGGGGGCGGAGGGGUUUUGGGAGACGAUAAUAUGAUGACAUUGAGGGAACAAGAAAGCGCUAUCGAUAAACUCAACAAAGACAACUUCGACCUUAAACUCAAGGUCCACUUUCUCGAGGAAAAGCUCAACAAGCUUGGACCAGAUGUGAACCGCAUUGCUCUGCAAGAGAAUAUAGAACUUAAGGUUAGCGGAAAGACGAUGGAGCGAGAGCUGUAUCGUUGUAAGAAGAGUCUGGCACGAGCUCAAACAAAGGCAGAGUCUUGCCAGCGAGAACUCGAAGAAUUUCAGGAAAUGUGGAAGAGGAAACAGGGCGAUGAUGCACCGCAGAAAGAAUUAAACUGGAUGAAGGAAGAAAUGGAGACCAAAGAUAUUGAGAUUAACGAGUUACGGGAGGACUUGAAAGCAGCACAGGAGAAGCAAUCGGAUGAAUUGCAAGAGCUCCGAGGUCAGAUCAGUGACUUAGAAUAUACUAUCAGAGAAAAGGACCGACUGUUGGAUGAAAAAGAAGACGAGCUUGAAGACCUCAAAGAAAAAGAGCUGGAGGAGCACAGUUCUCUAGCCGAGCUGGAGGCCGAAUUGGAACGCGCCAGAAAUCAAAUUCAAGAGCUAAAGGGGAGCAUCGAGCGCAUGAAGGGCGAAUCACAGAAUGCGGAGGCUGCCUAUCAAAAGGCAAACGAGGAGAGAGAUCGGGCUGUUGACGACUUGAGGGAACUCCAGGAUGAAAUGGCAAAUAAGUCAUUCUAUUCCAAAGGUCUUAAUCGUCAACUCGAAGAAAAAGCACACGCUCUUGAGGAUGAGGUUACCACCCUACGACAGCAAUGCAAUGAUGCGCAGGAAGAACUGGAAAGCAAGAGGAAAGCCGAACGUCAACUUGGCCAACAGGUACAUGAUCUUCGGCAGGAGCUUGUCCUGGAAAAGGGUAGGUAUGAAGAUAGGAUCAACCUACUCGAACGCGAGCGUGACGUAGCGAGAAAAGAACGCGAUUCCGCGUCAUCCCAAUUAUGCGAAAUCGAAGACGAGCUCCGAUCCAGGGGUGACGACAAAAAUCUGCUGCAAAAUCGGCAUGAUGCGUUGACGCACGAGUCCCAAGAACUACAGAGAGAUCUCGAAAGGGCUAGAGACAAUAUUGCGGAUUUGGAACAGCAGAUCUCCGACGAGAAACAAAGGUAUUUCGAGGCCAUCGAAGAUCUCAGACUGCGACACAGAGACGAGAUUGAUCUAUUGCAAGACGAUAUCGAGUCUCUGAAACGUAAACUCGAAGAUAGUGAAGCUCAGUUCAACGUUGAUCGAGAUAAAUGGGAAAGCGUCAAGCGUACAUUAGAUUUACAGAAACAUCAAGCGGAACAACAGGCUAGCGGAUAUAAACGGACUGUCGAAAGGCUCCAGCAAACGGAAUCGUCGCUGUCUGGAAAAGAAAAAAGACUACAGGACGCAAUUGACAGCGAAAAACAGCUGCACCUACAGGAAAAGGAGCUGCUUAAUUGCCAAAUUAAGGAUCUCACUGAUGACAUAGCUUCCCGACGACAAACCAUAGAGAGUCAAAGAACAGAGCUACUUUCGCUCAAGGAAGAAUUAAGAGUCGCCAAACGAGAAGGGGAGAUGAUGGAGGAAAAGAUCCGAAACUUGGAAGAUGAAGCCAUCAUUCUAAAAGCAAGCCUCGAACAGGAGAUGCAAUUUGGUGAAGAUAAACGGAGGAACGGCGUGUCCGAACUGGAGAAGCAGCUACAGAAUUCUCUCCGGGAGAAACAAACUCUCCGCGACCAGGUCGCGAAAGCAGAAGCAGAGUUAAGCGAGCUUCGGGCAGCCCUUCCCGAUAUUGAAGCUGAUCGUGAUGAGUUAAAGAGUCAACUUAACCGUUUCCACAAUCAAGUGGACGAAACUUAUCGAUUUGAUCAAGAGAAACUGGAUCUUCGCAAAGCCAAGCUACGUUUCGAAGCCGAUAUCAAACGGUUGAAAGAGGAGAACAGAGUUCUAGUUGAAGCGAAGAAGACACUAAAGAAUGAACUAGAUAUUGAAGUCGAAAGAGCUGCAGGUGAAGAGAAUAGGCUGCUAGCAGCGCUCGAUCAGCUCCAAGACAAACUCUUUACGACAUCUGAACAACGGAAUCGCGAAUUGGCGGUUGCUAAUAAUAAAGCAACUCGAUUGGAGAAUCGCGUUAAGGAUCUCGAGGCUAUUCUCGAGCAGCAGGGCGCGGCUGAAGUAGACAUUCCUCCGAUAUCAUCUGACUCUUCCAUUCUCCGUCAUCGUUUGGACGAAUCCCGCAAGAAGGAGAGGGCAGCCCUUCAACGUGAAGCAGACCUCAAAUCGUCUGUCCGACACCUCAAGGCCUGUAUCGCUGACCUCGAGAUGGAGAAUCACGAAUUACAGACGCAACAGUUCGAUCCAAUCAGCUCCAGCGCUGGCAUAUCACCGACGUCAAAGUUUUUGGAAGAGAAUCGCAAGCUUCGUGGUCAAGUGCUUGAAGCCCACAAAAAGAUGAAGGAGCUGCGAACCAAAAACCAUGAGCUUCAACGCCACGCCAUGAUGGGAGAGGAACGAAAAGAGCUCCAUGAGUUGCUCAAGUCCGCAACACUUGAGGCGGAGUCUCUGUCCGUGAAGCUAUCCGAGCGCGACGCGCGUGUUAACGAGCUACGAAACCAUCUGCGUCGAGUCCGCGAGGAGCGCUCUCUCUCUAGAAAGCGAGCAGAUACUGCAAAUAACCAACUCCAGGUACUUCAAGAUAAAUACGAAUUAGCCUUGGAUGACAUGGCUAGCCGGGUGGAGAGAAAAGGACGACAUGAGAAGGAGCUAAGGGGUCUGAGUAAAGAAAUUCUUUGGCUUAGAGCCAGAUUAUCGAGGGAAGAGAGGUUCCGGAAAGAUCUUGCAUGGAGUAAGGGUAUCAUGGAGCUUGGAGAGCGGGUCCGGAUUGCUUGUAAUGAAAUGGACCUUAAGAUGAUUGCAGAAAUGGGCGUCGAACCCAGUGUUGCUGCCACAAAAUUGAGCGCCAGAAAGAAAUUCAAGAGCGCUGUUUUGGUAGUCAUGGCAGCCACUCGAAUGCAAAAACUGGCGACUGAGUGGAGAAAGGCGAGAAAGAUUGGCGAAGGGCUUCGGAGAGCAAAGGCCGAGCUGCUGAAAAGAAGAGAACUUGCCCAGAAGGCGUCGGCUCCUAGUCUCAUACAGGCUUGA